AUGGCACCUUUAGAUGUCCGAUGUGGCUCACAACAUUUUGGGCGGUAUUGUGAGGUGCCAUGCAGCAGUAGUAACGCCGAAAGCUGCAUGACGAAUUUAUUCUGCCCUCCAGAUCCAGUUGGAUGCAGCUGCGUUGAUGGUUAUGAAGGUCUUGGAUGUUCACAAUCAUGUGGCGCUGGAUGGUAUGGCGCCAGUUGUCAACAAAAGUGCCAUUGCGAUAAUACCUACUGUGAUCGGAAAUAUGGAUGUACUUCUAGCAGUGAUUGCUGGGACGGUUACACAGGACCACAAUGCCAAGUGCUAUCAUCAGACAAAUCCUGUCCAUCUGGUUACUUUGGUGAACUCUGUAACUACCCAUGCCACUGUUUGGCAGGAGCUGAUUGUAAGAGAGAUGAUGGUAGCUGUACAAAUGGAUGCAGUGAUUCAUGGGCAGGCUCAAACUGUAGCAUAGCUCUACCAUACUUAAGUAGGCCCCCAAUCGCUACACCAAAAGCAUGUACUAUAUUGGUUGAUGUUACCUGGACACAAGGUAAAGACUACGGUACAGGGACUAUAACAUCAUGGACCCUUUGGUAUAAGACCGAAAGUAGCAGUCAGUUCACGUCAAUUAAUUCAACCACACCUGACGUCAUCAAAAUUUCUGGUUUGAAACUUUAUGAAAUUGUAACAUAUUACAGUGUACUUUCGCGAUUCGUUGAAGGUGUUAAUACAUCUGGACCGGAAAGUCCACAAGAAACAAUUAAAACCACUUGCUCAGAACCUGCGAUGCCGGCACCACCGACAAGUACUUUUGUUUCUCAGACCUUUGUAGAAGUGCAAUGGAUGCUGGCCGAUGGCCUUGAAGAAAUCCAGUGUUCAGAUGUUCUACUCUACCAAGUUGGUCACCGAAAUGCAACGAUGUCAAGUCGAUUAAUUACGAACACGACACACAACACUGAAAGAAUGAUGAGAAUAUCGGACUUAAAAGAAUGCACCGAAUACGUAGUUGACUUAAGAGUCGUCAAUAACAAAGAAUUUAAAAGUCCAUGGAGCGAAGCUAUUAACAUCAUAACGUUACCAUCAGAGCCACAUUUUGUAUCUACAAAUUCGACAAUUUUGGAAACGUCAUUCACAAUGAAGUGGCAUGCUCCUGCAUCAUGUAACAGUGGAACCGACCUUUUAUAUCACUAUCGCCUCAACUACGUGAAAAGCAAUGACGAGUAUACAAGUGGGAACACAUCAGAUACAGAAGUAGAAAUCACAAUCAGUGAUGCUGUUGAGCCAUUUCCGGGAGUUCCAGAGAUCAUAUCAGCAGAAUAUUUUGGUGGUAGUAUUAAUGUUGAAUGGCACCCGACAGUUCAAUGUCCAGUUAGCUACAGUGUUAUUUUGCAAUGUUGUGAUGAAAAAACCUUCUCCAAAGAUACAAAUGAUACACAAGUUACCUUUACGGUUGAAGAUGGAAUAUCACCAGACAAAAACUACACCGUAAAGGUAGCAGCAAUUACGAUGAAAGGCUUGGGUAAUUAUUCGGCCACUCAAGCCGUGAAAGUGAAUGAAACACAAAUGUAA
Molecule: messenger RNA, 1548 nt
Organism: Anneissia japonica
Lineage: Eukaryota; Metazoa; Echinodermata; Crinoidea; Comatulida; Comatulidae
Product: angiopoietin-1 receptor-like
Exons: 11
Coding region: 1-1548 (515 amino acids)
Cellular component (GO): membrane
Molecular function (GO): protein binding
Source: RefSeq, a predicted model, not a curated record